Molecule: messenger RNA, 4728 nt
Organism: Mauremys reevesii (Reeves's turtle)
Lineage: Eukaryota; Metazoa; Chordata; Testudines; Geoemydidae
Gene: SKI
Product: SKI proto-oncogene
Exons: 7
Coding region: 142-2286 (714 amino acids)
Biological process (GO): negative regulation of BMP signaling pathway
Cellular component (GO): nucleus
Molecular function (GO): RNA polymerase II cis-regulatory region sequence-specific DNA binding; DNA-binding transcription factor activity, RNA polymerase II-specific; SMAD binding
Source: RefSeq, a predicted model, not a curated record
GGUGGCGGCCGGCUGAGCCCGGAGGCGAGGCAGGGCGGGCGGGGUGGUUUCCAUGUGUUGGCCCCGGGCUUAGUGGAGUCGGACCCGGGGCGUUUCUGUCUUUCUCUCCGGGGUUCGGUCGGGGCGGCGAGGGGCUGAAAGAUGGAGACUGUCAGUCGAAGCAGCUUCCAGCCGCAUCCCGGGCUGCAGAAGACCUUGGAACAGUUUCAUCUGAGCUCCAUGAGCUCCCUGGGUGGCCCGGCCGCCUUCUCCGCCCGCUGGGCGCAGGAGAUGUACAAGAAGGACAAUGGCAAAGACCCGGCGGAGCCCGUCCUCCACCUGCCCCCCAUCCAGCCCCCGCCCGUCAUGCCGGGCCCCUUCUUCAUGCCGUCGGACCGGUCCACGGAGCGGUGCGAGACCAUCCUGGAAGGGGAGACCAUCUCCUGCUUCGUGGUGGGCGGGGAGAAGCGGCUCUGCCUGCCCCAGAUCCUGAACUCCGUGCUCAGGGACUUCUCCCUGCAGCAGAUCAACUCGGUGUGCGACGAGCUGCACAUCUACUGCUCCCGGUGCACGGCCGACCAGCUGGAGAUCCUGAAAGUCAUGGGCAUCCUGCCCUUCUCGGCCCCCUCCUGCGGGCUCAUCACCAAGACGGACGCCGAGAGGCUCUGCAACGCCUUGCUCUACGGGGGCACCUACCCGCCCCACUGCAAGAAGGAGUUCUCCAGCACCAUCGAGCUGGAGCUCACCGAGAGGAGCUUCAAGGUGUACCACGAGUGCUUCGGGAAGUGCAAGGGACUCCUCGUGCCGGAGCUGUACACCAACCCCAGCGCUGCCUGCAUCCAGUGCUUGGACUGCAGGCUCAUGUACCCGCCUCACAAAUUUGUGGUCCACUCGCAUAAAUCCUUGGAGAACAGGACUUGCCACUGGGGCUUUGACUCGGCGAACUGGAGGUCCUAUAUCCUCCUCAGCCAGGAUUAUACCGGGAAAGAGGAGAAAGCAAGGCUGGGCCGGUUCUUGGAUGAAAUGAAGGAGAAAUUUGACUACAGCAACAAAUACAAGAGAAAAGCACCCAGGAUCCCUUCAGAUCCUCCUGCUUCCAAAAAGCCCAAAACUGAUGACUCUGCUUCCCAGUCUCCAACUUCUGCCGAGAAGGAAAAGCAGUCCAGUUGGUUACGAUCCUUGUCUGGUUCAUCCAAUAAGAGUAUUGGUUGCGUCCAUCCCCGUCAGCGCCUCUCUGCUUUCCGGCCUUGGUCCCCUGCUGUUUCAGCAAACGAGAAAGAUCUCUCGACACAUCUUCCCAUACUGAUCCGAGACAGUUUUUACUCCUACAAAAGUUUUGAGAAUGCUGUGGCCCCCAACGUGGCUCUUGCACCUCCUGCUCAGCAGAAGAUUAUAAGCAAUUCCCCAUGUGCCACAGUGGCGUCACGGAGCAGUGAGCCAAUGAGCAGCCCGGUCCAGCCACGGAAAAGGAAGCUGACUGCAGACAACCCAGCAGUCCCGGACACAGUGACCACCGUCACUGCUACCGAAGAGGACAAAGAGUCAGAAGCAGAGAUUGAAGUAGAAACCCGGGAGGAAUGUAAGUUCACCUCGUCCCUGUCUUCGCUCUCCUCCCCAUCCUUUACUUCAUCCAGUUCUGCGAAGGACAUGAGCUCACCUGGCAUGCAAACCAUGGCCACUGUCAGCAACUCCUUUGACGUUGCCACCCAUGCUGAGUCUCACAGCAGCGGAUUGGAAGCUGAACUGGAGCAUCUAAGGCAGGCCCUGGACAGUGGCCUGGAUACUAAAGAAGCCAAAGAGAAAUUCCUCCAUGAAGUGGUUAAAAUGAGAGUGAAGCAGGAGGAGAAGCUAAAUGCUGCCUUGCAGGCUAAACGAAGCCUGCACCAGGAGCUGGAGUUCCUGCGCGUGGCUAAGAAGGAGAAGCUGAGAGAGGCAACCGAGGCAAAGCGCAACUUGAGGAAAGAGAUUGAACGUCUUAGAGCUGAGAACGAGAAGAAGAUGAAAGAAGCCAAUGAGUCGCGGAUACGACUAAAGCGGGAACUGGAGCAAGCCAGGCAGAUCCGGGUGUGUGACAAAGGAUGUGAAGCAGGCAGGCUGCGGGCCAAGUACUCUGCCCAGAUUGAGGACCUACAGGUUAAGCUUCAGCAUGCCGAGGCUGACAGGGAACAGCUCCGAGCUGACCUGCUGCAUGAGAGGGAGGCUCGGGAACACUUGGAAAAAGUGGUCAAGGAACUUCAGGAACAACUGUGGCCUAAAUCAAGCAAUCAUCCCAGCAGUGAGAACACAGCAAACGAUAUUGAGAACUAACAUCUAAUCUAUAAACAGAAUGACAUAUAUGCACAGUAAGGGAGGAUGUGUGGGGUGUGUGUGUACGUGCAUGUGUGAGUGGGUGUGUGUUGCGCUGCACACAUCUAUAAAUAUGGACUUUAUUAGUAGUUGGAGGGCAAAUGUUACUCUUUACAACAGAAGCACUGACUUACGCCUCUUUUUUCAAUCCAUAUAGCACAACAUCUUACUGUGCCUAUACCACACAGAGUGUUUAUAAACUAAAUACUUUUGAGUCCACUGCAAAUUUUCUACUGGCAAACUUCAAGCAAGCAACAUCGUCCAACUCGAACCAGAGUAUAAGGCAAGCAACCAUGGCAGUGCUGUGAUGUUGUUCUUGUGCUUGCUGGAACACUUUGGAAUGUCAAACAAAAACAAAAAAACCCAACAAACUUUUUGUUAUAAGCUAUUUAAAAUGAUUACAUUAUACAGACUUGGUAUUAAAACAAUUAAGAUUUUUUUUUUAAAAUAAGGAACCUUUAAAAGCAAAACAAACGAAUUAAAAAAAAAAACCAACCCUUGAUGCACAAUUUUUAAGUGACUUGUUACAGGCUUUGGGAUUCUUAUUGUAGAAGCCCUCUGGUGAUGUUCCCAUUUCAUCAGCAAUUUUCAACCCCUUAGGAAGCCAUCACAGUUUUAACACUGUCAUGUGGUUCUAUGAGAAUUUCAGAGUGCUUUUCAAAGUUGAUUUUUUUUCUUAGUAUGAACGAUCCUCGUUUUCCUCUACUAAACCCAGGAAGAAAGGAGGAUGGAGGGGAGUGCAUGUGUGGGGAGAGUGUAUGCUAGAGAGAGAUAAAUUCAGCCUUAUUGACUUCAGUGUUUGUAAAUCACGCCAUAAUUUUUAAAGAUAUCGGUCAUUAACUGAUGUGUUCAAAAGACUCACUUCAUCCAAGAGCACUUCAGUUUUAGGAAAAGAAUGGAAGAAGAAAGAAAGUGAAUGAACUUAAGUUGGUUGAAAGAUAAGCAAAAAAAAAAAAAAGACAUGCAUUUUGAAGUCAUUCUGAAAUCUUUACUUCAGUUUUCCAGAGAACUCAUCUUUGUUACACAAUCUUUUCAUAAAUUCAGUAUUGAUUUACCUACUCGGCAUCGUCUGUCAGGAUUACUGUGCCCGAGGACAGUGCAACACCAGAUACUACAGAAAACUAAGAAUGACACUUUUGCUGCUGUGAAUAAGGCUACAUCUUUUAUUUUUUUUAAAUAAUAGAAAUUACUUUAAUUUUGGGAUCCAAGCCGCAGCCCUGGAAUAAAAAUGCAGCAUUACAUCACUUUGUCUUUUUUUAUUAUUAUUUUAAUUUUUUUUUUUUUUUUAAAAGAACUGCACUUUGUCAAAAUCUUCCUCUGCAUUUUAUUCCACAGUUGUACAGUUUACAGGUUAAUUAUUCUAGGUUGAACCGUGCUUUAAAGACUUCAAAACAUCCGCCCGAUUCUCCACAGCCUGGCACCUCGUGUCAUCAUUCACACCCAGGCAAAGUGACUGCAGACCAGGGAUCGAGCUACCAAAUCAGGAUUUUCCAUAUACAUAUGCUAGUAGCAGUAUUUUAUAUUCGCUUUGCAUGGUUGUACAUAUCGACAAAGUGGAAGGAUGUGGAGAUUUGGGCUUUCCCCAUGUGUUUAUUAUAGAUAUAUAUAUAUGCAGUGCUUUAUUGAACAAGGGAAAUCGUUUAAUAAAAAACACACAUAUCUCAAUGUGCACCCAAGUUUAAAGGCAUAAGGUAAAAAUUGGACCUGGGGCUGCUGAUGUGCCUUCCGGCUAAUUAUUCCUUUCAGCAUCUUGUAAAGGAAAUGUUGACUUUUUUUCCCAACUUAAAAAAAAAAAAAAAAAAAGUAACCUGUGCAUCAUUAUAAACAGAAGUUAUUCUCAGUGAAGCACAUUCCUAGUAAUCUUUAUUUUCUUUUUGGACAUUUAUGCAAACUGUGUAAGCUUGAAAAUUAUUUCCCAGUAGACAAAAAGCGGCUGCCAAUCCUAAAAUUAUAGUAUUUACUUACAGUGCAUUAGAGAGAAAUAAAAGAUUUUUUAAUUUUUUUUAAACAAGAGCUGUUUGCUUGAAUCCAUUAUAAUAACCAUUGUAACUGUGAGCAUUAACGGGAAGUAAAGUUCAUAUAUGUUUUAGGUACAAGGAAAGAAGGUAUAUGAAAGGAAUCAAAUUAUGGGGACAAUGCAGAACUGUGGGGAGCAAACAAAUUGUUAUACCAAGUAAAUUACGUGAAAUGAAAAUUCUGUUUAAACAGGGGAUUUUGCCCUUGUGUGUUUGGGAUGGUGAAGAUUGAAUUAAGGUGGAAAUCUCCUCUUCUAAAGUGCAAUGCAAAAGGAACAUUGUUUAUGCAGGGGUAUUUUUUAUGUGGUUUUUUUUUGUUUGUUUGUUUGUUUGCUUCUUUGUACUUUUUUCUGCAAUUAUUAAAAAAAUCAUAUGCAUGGAAUUAAAA